Cricetulus griseus (Chinese hamster) is the source of this 1125-nucleotide messenger RNA. The record is from RefSeq and is a predicted model, not a curated record. NCBI's taxonomy places the organism in Eukaryota, Metazoa, Chordata, Mammalia, Rodentia, Cricetidae.
UCCGGCCUGACUUGAGGAAAGUGCAAGACUCCAGAGCUCAGGACUGCACGCGCUCCGCCUGCACCAUCUCAACUGUUUGCUCAGCACCCUGUGCCUCGUCAUCCUGCCACUUGGACAACAUGCAGCAGAAGCGACCUCGUAGCCCCAGCCCGGAAUCCGCGCCCUGCUGGGCAUCACAGCCACAAGGACCCAGCUCUGCCAAGCGCCUCUGCCUCCAUGAGCCUGCCCGGAAUGAGCCCCCUGGGCUGCCCAACGUGCAAGUGCCCGCCCCGGCCGCCAGCGAGGUGCUCAUAUCUGUGGUGGUCCUGCUUGACCUGCUGCUGGAGUCCCAGCCCAUCUCGGUAAUGCAAGUGCAGCUCCCUGGACACACCUUAAUCCUGGUCCCCGAGGGUCCCCCGUUGUCUGCCCCUCUUGGACAGCCUGAGAUCUCGUCCACCAGCCCACAGGAAGCUGCUCUCCUGCAGAUGCCCCAGGACCAACUUGUGGUCCUCCCUGCUGAGUUCAUCCUAGAGAUCUCCUAUCAAGAGGACGCCUGUGAUGAGGACCAGAACUCUGGAUUCAUGACACCCUGGAUAGGUGCUCCACCUGGUGAGGCCUCUGAGCUUUUUUCCAACACCAACGGGAUGUCCAGCCCUUGGACCCCGGACUACAACCUCGAACCACAGCUUCCGGUGCUCUCCUCUAAUGCAGCCAGAAACAUCUGGGACUUGGACAGCUACCUGCUGGGAUCUUUCCCCACCUCACCACUGCAGCCUCUGCCCCCAUCUCCUCCUCCAAGUCCCCAAGGGCAGCGCCCUGCAUGCCCUACACGCCCUUCACGCUCUCUACGAGCCCCGUGCAAAGCCAGGAGGAGAUUGUUCUAUGAAUGAACUACCCUGCAAAAUCCUGAAGCCCCUCUAGUAAAAGACUUCCAAAAGUCACUCUGUGUGCCUUUCUGCAACCUACAAGGUUAGAAAAGCACUCUUGGUUUUUGAAAGGGCACAAUGUAGAAUAUUGGAUAGGUCGUUAGCUAGAAAGUCUGAAAAACACAUCAUUGCUACCAGAUCACUUGCUGUUUUAAAAUCGCCCAGUUUUGGACUUUGAAAUGAUUGCCUCUGCCCUGUUUUAUACAGAAGUCACCCUCAG